AUGGCGAAAAUAGGAGUAGCAUUUUCUGGUGGAGGAAUUCGGUCAGCGGCUUUCUGUUCAGGCGUCCUGCGGAGACUGCUUCAAAAGAACGUGGAGAUAGACUACUUAAGCUGCGUGUCAGGAGGCGGUUUCACGGGAUCUGCUUACAUGGAUUGGAAAUACAGACAUGAUAAAAAGGAUGACAAGAAAUGGCAUCAGGAAUUUUUCAACCACCUGAGGCAAGAAGCAGGGUUAAUCUGUCAUUGGCAAAGGCCAUGUAAGGCGAUCCUGGAAUUCAUGGCCUUUCUUGCAGUUGUUGUCUAUGUGUCUGUUAUUGUACCUGUGCUUAUCUUGGCUUCUAUGGCGUUUCCUUUGGCUUAUGUCAUAGACUUCUUAUUUGGUAGGAUUCUCAGAGGUGCUGAUCUGUCAUGUCCCCAAGAAGUACAACGAAACCCAAAGAUGACUUUGCAACAGUGCAGGGAAGAGCGAAGGUCGCCAAACGCAAUUCAUGAUCAAUUUUUACUGUUCAUUACACCCAUAUUUGUUGCUUUGGUAUCUAAUGUUCUUAAAAGGUGUAUUCCAAAGUCGAAGGGACUUUUCAAAUUUGUUUCUAUUUUUUGUGUAAUCUUCUUCGCACUGGUCUUUUUUCCCUGGUUCAUACAGGAUUUUCUUCGUGUUCUUCCAAAUUGGAUGAAAAUCCUUCUUAUUUUCUCACUGUUUUUCGUGUGGAUUUCUUUCCCUCUCAACCGCUCAAUCGCCACACUAAUGCUUGGUGUAUACGUUAUUUCGUUUGUUGUUUUUUGGCGAGUCUACAAGGAGGACGCGUUAGGUGUUAAAUAUGACAAAAAGAGUUUUGAUUUGCUCCUGGAAAUAUCAGUACUUUUAAACUGGAUUGGUCCUCUGAUGGUUACCAUUCAACAACGCCUAGGACACCUAUAUGCAAGGUAAGAUUCCCCGGCAAAAGACAAUUAAUUAGCAAUUAAUGAAUGAGGCUGAGUAUCUUAUGAAGAAUUAUGGAGAUCGAGGCGGGUGUUAUCCGUCGAGGUCGUAGGCCGAGGCAGAUAACACCCGCCGAGAUCUCCAUAAUUCUUCAUAUGAUACGAAAGACAUGCCAUGUUUUUAGCCAUAAUUUCGCCUAGUUCUUACCCUUGAAACGAGUGCAAUGUCCGUUUUCACAACCAAAACAACUGAACCUCGUCCUCAGGUCUUCUCGGUUAAAGGUGCCUUAACCUAGAAGAACGCUGCAUCUUUGACGUCAUUUCCUCGGUAAACACAAAAUUCUUCCAAAUUUGGUCAUCAGUAACUGGUUAUGGUGAAUUAUGCCUGUGCUUUUAGCCAAUUAGAAUCGGGGAAAUAUUUUAAAAGAAUAAUAAUUGAACUUAUUUUGAGGACCUGCUCAGUCAGUCGUCAUGAAACUAUCACAUAACUUAACUGAAUUUUCUAAGCUUUACUAAGAGUAAUUAAGACUUGGAUUAGUAAGUAAGUAAGUAAUCUUAUUUAAUCAGGGUAGCCCGUUCAGCAACGAGGCUGGUAUCCAUAGCGGCCCCGAGAAAUAAAAAAGUAUACUAUUUAAAAAUUCCUAAGGUAUAUACAUGAUUAAAAUAAAUAACAAAACUGUAAAAAAAUCUAGCAAGGUCAAUAUUAAAAGUGUGUGCUAAGUGAUAACAACUUAAAAUUAUGAGGUGAAAUACUUGGUCAGCAUAUUUUUAAAACUAUUUACAGACGUGGCACUUUUAGCAUAAUUGAGUGAAUAACUGAAAUAAACAGCCCCUGCAUACUUAACAGUUCUUUUGCCCGUGUUACGUUUAGGCUUUGGUGGGUGCAGGUCGUUGCUUCUCCUAGUUGCAUGAUCGUGCAAAUCCGCAUUCCUUGUAAAAUAUUACGUAAAAUACUUGGGUACUAGAUUAUUUAAACACUUAAAAACUAGAGUGCAUUUAUAAAGGAUUAAAUUAACUGCAAAAACCGUGGACGAAGAUCCUGCUAGUUGUAAACGUUGGAUCUCUGUUGCAUUUAUGCAUUUGUCUUCUGGAAGCUAGAUUUAACCAGUUUAGUACAUAGAAAGUGUCAUUUGAGGUGGUGUAACUCUUUGCAACACCCCUCUGAGGCUUCCCCCACGCAACGUCAACACCAAUCCCAUUUAAAUCCCAGAACAUCCUGGGUUCAAAUUUACUCCAACCAAAAGAAGAUUAAGUGCAUCUCACAUACAAAAUAUUAAAGCAAGAGUUGAAACCCGCCCUCCCAAGCUACACAAUUUACUCCGAGUCUCUUCCCCCUUCCAUCCCUGACAUUUUAUGGGCCUCCCCCCCUCCCCCGAGCUUCGCGAGUUUCUGCGAUAAACGUAUUUCUAGUUAGGUGAAAUCGUGCGUGUUCUGUCCCCGUAGGUCUGCGCCAUUGUUAAGACACUAACCUUGAUUGUUCAAACAGUAUCAUAUCAUGCAAUUAGAUGGACAUACAGUCACCUCACUCUUAACAGUGGUGUCUAUCAAGAACGGACGCCUCCUUAAACGGAAACUAUAAGAACAUAUGUUAGAACUGGCCCCUGCCCGGUUCUUUAAUUUAGUCAUUUUCUUUGACCCUCUCUAAGCCAGACACUUAGCUAUAGUGGUGGUUAAAAUAGGCUGUGUUGACAGUAUAUUUUAAUUAGCAAAACGUCAACAGUGAGUCACCUUGGGCUCUCAAUUUCCCUGUGUGCUUCAGGCAUUUGGUCUUUAUGUUUAAGGAAUAGUGGGCGGUCCCACAAUUAGACUUGAACGGAGAAACUCAGGCAGUGCAGGAAAAGCUAGUGACCUCUGGCACCCUAAUCUUUGCCGUACUUCGUAAGAGGAGUUCAUGUCAUUUUCGCGGUCCAUGUUUUCUUCUUGGUAGGUGGGUAAUCCAGAAGGCAUUUUUCUAUCCAAAGACAGUGGGAAAGUGUGGAUGCGAGGGAAUCAGUUGGCGAAACCUUUUCCUUUACUGUCCAACCUGCUGUGAGGAGCCACAGGGUAAAAUAACAAAUAUAAGACCUACCAAAGCUUUAACUUUAGAUGAUUUAGAUGAGAUUACACCAACGUACAUUGGAUGCAUAACGAGUAACCACUGGAGACGCACCUCUUCCCCCAAAGAGCCUCACUAUGAAGUCUUUACAAUGAGUUCGGAGAGUAUUGAGCGUCUUGACCGCCCUCAGAGCGAGGAAGAACUUCUUGGAAAACUGAUGCCUGUCGAUGUGUAUCUUUCUGAUGUGGCAGCCACAUCCGCGUCGGCCCUCAACUAUCACAUGGGAAGCAUGCAGGGCGAUGAAGAACCGUUCAAAGAUUUUAAAGUACUGCUUGGGUUGUCACUUGGUACAUCAAUCGUUUCUGAUGAAAAACACGAGAAAAAGAGGCCAUUCUGUGUUCAGGUGAGGAAUCUCAUGUAACAACACAUUCAACUAUUUUUAUCAAGGACAGAAACCAAUCACCCGAAAGCGUCCAUCUCUUACUAAAGGUGGGCGGUAGAUCUUGUUAGGUUCUCGGGGUAUUCAUAAAUUUAUCUAUCACACCAAACAAUUCUCAAUUUAUAUAAUUAUGCUAGAUUAAACAUCCCUGUAUAUCCUGAGUUUGUCGAGGAACAGGCAAAUGAAGAAGGGAACUUAACAUCGAUAAAGGUAUAUGAGCAUACUUUAGCUUGUUUUUAAACUGUGAAAUAGUUUGAAUAAAUAAUAAAACAAUUAUUGGAUAAGGCUCUUGUGUGAUCUGAAGAAUUAUGCAGAGAACAUACUCAGCCUCAUCCAGUAAUUGCUUAUUAUUUUCAUCAAUAUUCGACUGUAACAUGACAAGGCAUUAGUUUUUUUUUUUUCUAGUUAAUCCAUAGCCUGUCCCAGGCUCCGAGAUAGUUGGGUCCGUGAAAUUGAGAAAGCGCGGACGCUAAAAAUAAAACAGUAGAGAGAUUAGGGAGAGGAAGGGAGACCCUUUUGCCCAGAUCACGUGCCUUACAGUUACGCGUCAUCCCUACUAUCUGGUAGCCUGGAACAGGCUAUUUCAACCCAAAAAACCGGCCUGAAAACUAGCUUAUAUUCAUUAAUACAUUUUUAGCCAACACACCAAGGAUUUCGCGUUUACAUUAUUUCUUUCUUUACAGAUUCUGCCUUUCUUGGUGGAGAUGCUCCGUGGACUUCCGUUGAUAGUUUUGUUUGCAGCUUACCUAUAUACUGGCAAUGGCCUUUAUAUUUUAGUGGGUUUUCUCGUAUCAUUUUCCUCUGGGAUCCUUUUUUCACUAAUGGCGCUAGUACCUACAGGGAGUAAGCAUCGUGGGAGAAUGGAGCGAAUCGCCAGGUAAGAAUGAUUUUUUCUGGUGUGUGCCUUAAAUCGUCAUAUUUGCCUUUUUUAAAGCAGGAAACAAAUUUUUCAAAAAUUUUUUGCCUGUAAGAAAACCCAGAGCUAUAUAUUAGUAAUCCACACUCAAGUGAUUCGCUUUGCAAGGGCAAAAACGUCUUCAAGGGAGAUUAAGAGCAAGACGUGUAGCAGUUUUUAAGGCUGUAUCUUGUAAUCUACAGUUUUUCAGGCGAGCGAAGGCAAGAGCGAAGCAAGCGAGAAGCUCGAGACACGUGCGACGUCGCGCAUAUCUCUCGUGCUCUACGUCCUCUUCGCGUUUGCCUCCGCUCGCCUGAAAAACGCAAUAAAAACAAACGUCUGUUAUGCAGGCCAUGUGUAGAAUAGUGUUUCAACAAGUGUUGCGUUGUUCAACACUGGUGGUCACUAAAGUUGAGAGAUGUUCAACUUUCAUAGCCUGCGUUGCAGCCGUCCCAUUUUUCGUCUAGGCUAAGUUUUGAGUAAAAGCCCUUGAAUGCAGAGGUCCACUCAACGCGUAAAUAAAACCGACUGGUUUCUCAUUGCCGGAUCUCCAAUGUAGAGAUGCUAGAGCUAGACGUCACUUGAAGUGAAAAUUAAAACUUAACUAAAUACAAGGCUGAAUACGGCAAAGUGCUGAUUUAUUUGGGGUCAAUAUUUCAGCUCACAAAAUUAGCCUUCCUCAGGGCCAGAGCUACACUGAAAGAAAAUUCUGUGAAAGAAAAUUUGUUCUCUUCAAGGAUGGGUGAAACUAAACGCACGUUUCGUGAACGCUUGAAUUAACCCUAUUCGGAGCGGGGGGGGUACUUUUGAUUCUCCCCUCGCUAAAAAGUUGAAUAACUUCAAAACCAAUAAAUUCAGUGAUGUGACUCAUAAUGACGUCAUAUUACGUCAUUGUGUCAAUCAGGUUAUACAAAGAAAUUGGAAAUGAUGAGUACAUUUCUGUGUGUAAUUUUGGCGAUCGUAGGAUGAGCUGUUUUGAAGUUAUAGAGGGGGAGCCUCCAUGGGUCCCCCUGUCACAGGAAGCAAAAAACCCGGUCUCAGUAGGUUUAAAGAACAUAGGCAACGAACAAUCCACUCCACGCUAAAGCCACUCCUAGCCUCAGCCACAAGUUGCUCCAAAUUUUCUUAAAAGUUGCCAGAAGUUGCUCGAGACAAAUGAAUAGAGGCAAAAUUCUUUCACCAGAUGGUUUAACCGCAAGGACGAACUUUGAACCGUGCCUUAUCAAUCACUUUAUUGUAUGAUUAUUUACUUAUCUAUAAUCAUGCUAUCUAUUGUUCUCAUUUUUAGUUAUUCGUUAACCACUUAAGUAAAUUUAAAUUCAAAUCUUAGGAGCCGUUGUAGAAUUUUUUUUUUCAGUGUACCUCUGGCCCUGAGGAAGGCUAACUUUGUUAGCCGAAUAUCAGCCUUAAAUAAAUCAGCCCUUUGCGGUACUGCCAGCCUUGCAUUCAGUUUUGUUUUAUGUUUAGAGUGUUUACGACGCAGGCUAAAUUUUCGUUGAUGACGACCGGAUCGGAAUUACUUCCGGUUGUCGCUUUGCAGAGAGAUGACAAUCGGGCAUACGUCUGCAUUCGCAGAUCAAAGGCCAAAGGAAUGAAUGACUCCAACAAUAAGUGAACUAACUAUUAUCUAACUGCAACGUUUUGACAGAUGGUUUGCUAUCAACAUCUCUAUUGUCACUUACGUGCGCAACGUGCUACAAGUUACCAACCAAGGUCCCAAUCCUCCAGCGGUUAUAUAUCUGAGUGACGGCGGCCAUAUUGAAAACCUUGGUAUUCUGCCUUUGCUAAAGAAGAGACUGAAGAAAAUUGUAUCCAUAGAUGGAGGACAGACCAUCCUAGACGAAGAUUAUGGGAGUAUUCUUUUAGAAGCUUUAAAUAUGGCGAGAAAGAAGCUGGACUGUUCAUUUUCGGGAAUGGAUGGACGAGAUAUUGCUGAAGACAUUCGAGAGAAGUUUGUGGAGAGACGUCCUGGAUCACAGCCAUCUAGCUAUAGGUUCGUAAUAAAACUGAUAGCUGAAUGCUUACAUUAGCGGGAUAUAGUUGGAGAGGUUGACUCAAUGUACCUUUAAUGAAACCAAGUAAACAAGCCAAGAGAAGCGAAUGUCUGCCGCGCGCUUUGUCACAACACAGCAUUUAUCUUCGUUACAUACGACUCACAGAUAACGCGCGGCAAACAAAUCGGCAAUAGAAAAAAACUUUUUGGAAAAAUAAGGUACACACUGAGUGAAACAAACUAUUAAGUUAUAUAAUCAGUCCCCACCCUCUCUCAACAUCUUCAUACCCCCUUCUCUAUAUGAAAUGACCUUUUGGCCUUAUUCAUGUUCUCUCCAUACAAAUAUUAUAAAAAAGCGAAUCACCACAACUUCAUUUCAACACACUGAAACUAUACUAUCCCUUUAUAACCAAAUUAGCACUUCCACAACUACCUCACUGCAACACCUAAAAUCACAAAACAAUUUUUUUUUUGUUAUAUAUACUUCAUUUAACAUUCUACGAGAAACAAGUUUCAUUGAUUAACAAACUAUAGUCAUUAUCUUUACCAAUUAAUGUCCAAUAUACGUUCACGCCUUGCCCUUCAUUCAUCUGCACCGCCUAGAUAUACAACGCUACUGCAUUACUCACACAUCCCUAAGACACAUAAAAAAAUUCUCACACGCCUAGUAUACGACGCCCAAAUGUACGCUCCCGUUUUGUAUACAUUUCGUACCCGUCGAUGCACGACCGCGACAUAAAACUUCCUUCUUUUUUUGUUUUUUUAAUUAUUAUUCUAAACUUAGAUGCGGUCCUUUCAGAUUCAACCCCAGAAAAUUUCGCCAACAUUUGACAAAUUAAAGGCAACUGAAUAUGGUCGACGAAGUUUGACACAGCGCGAAUUCACUUUUUAAGUGACGUUUUCGAUAUGUUGUCAUCCAGAAAUUUUGCUACCUUGGUAACGUGACAUAACGUCACUUCUCCUAUCUAUUGAACACAUCUCAUGAAAACUAUUUUCCUGAAAAGUGAUUCCUGUCUGCAGAAAGUGCAAGGCUUCACUGAGAGUGAUGGAUAGUAUAAUUUAAAGCAUCGUUAAUGUUACCAUCUAAUAUCUUUUUUUGCCACCCAAUUCGCCAGAUUUAAGGUGCAAUAUUACCAGAAAAAUAGCAACGGGGAAGGAAAGACCAAGGUUGGAGAAGGUGAAGUUCUCUACAUUGUCUCAAGACAUCCUAGCAAAGCUGCGGCGAAAACCAAACAGUAUGUAACCUGGGAGGACGCACUGCGUGACAUUAAGGUCGAACUGCCCACGGAUCAAUGGGGAACUGGGCCCGAAUUAAAGGCCGAAGAGGCUGACCGACUGACGUUUGGUUGCUGCGAAUGCUGCCAUGGAAACACAUGCCGUGGUUUCUCUGAAGCGAUGUGCGGGGCUUUUCCACAACAUUCAACGGGGAAUCAGUUUUUCACUCCAACCAUGUUUUCAGCGUAUCACAGGGAAGGUUACCGUGCAAGUAUGGAAGCUAAAGUAGAGGAGUUUCUGAAUGAGGAAUCCAACUCUUCCCAAUCAACGGCAUUCAUAGUCUAA
Messenger RNA from Porites lobata, 7839 nucleotides. The record is from the annotation of a GenBank genome assembly. NCBI's taxonomy places the organism in Eukaryota, Metazoa, Cnidaria, Anthozoa, Scleractinia, Poritidae.